Botrytis sinoallii is the source of this 1908-nucleotide messenger RNA. RefSeq lists its product as uncharacterized. The coding region runs from base 1 to 1908 and encodes 635 amino acids. The transcript has 3 exons. NCBI's taxonomy places the organism in Eukaryota, Fungi, Ascomycota, Leotiomycetes, Helotiales, Sclerotiniaceae. The record is from RefSeq and is a predicted model, not a curated record.
AUGGUUUUCUCAAAAUUGGCCCUCGUGGGCACAUUCGCCGCUUCGGCCACUGCAUACUCUGCAACUGCAAGAACUUUCGCUGUCAACCACUUCUAUGGAACAGAACCUCUUCUUACCGCCCGUAUAGACCCAAUUGUCAACCCAGGAACCGUUGGAACACACGUUCAUACGAUCCAAGGAGGAAGUGCUUUUGGCAUGACUAUGGGGGAUACCACUGCUUUGGAUGAUUCUAACUGCACUUCCUCCCUUGUCAAGAAUGAUAAGAGCAAUUAUUGGACCCCCUCCUUGUAUUUUGUCAAUCCAAACGAUCCUACCAAUAUUACAGCUGUACCUAUGUUCUAUAUGAACGUUUACUACUUCUUCGAGCCCACAACCGACAAAAUCACCGCUUUCCAACCAGGUCACCGAAUGCUAGUUGGAAAUGCAGCUCUCCGUACUCCACCAGCAGGAGGCGGAGGAUCCAUCGUCGAUUAUUCGCUCGGAACACCUCAACCAAUCCAAGUUACCUGUCCACGUACCAACUACGAUACUCCAUCUUACCCCGCCGACUCGGACGGAUUACACGGAGUAGGAAUUCAGGACCCGCAAAACAAGGGAGCAGGUGUUGGAUUUCCAGAUCAAGAUUGUAAUGGAUUCGCUUCACCAAUGCGUCUCGAUGCUCACUUUCCUUCAUGCUAUAAUCCUGCUGCGGGAUUGACUGAUUACAAGACAAACAUGGAUUGGCCUACCAAGGGAAAUUGUCCUGAGGGCUGGAUUCAUACUCCUCAUAUUUUCUAUGAGGUUUAUUACAACACUCCUCUCUUUGCAAGUCAAUGGACGCCAGGUCAAGGCAAACAACCUUUUGUUCUUGCUAAUGGAGAUCCAACUGGUUAUGGAUUCCAUGCUGACUUUAUCUCGGGUUGGGACGUAGAAACUCUUCAACAAAUCAUCGAUAACUGCGACGCAGGCGAUAGCGGUAUGGAUAAAUGUCCAGGUCUCAUCGGUGGUCUCAACGAUCCAACCACAUCUUGCACUAUCAAAUCACCAAUCGAUGAAAUUGUCACCGGUACCAUGUCUGUGUUACCAGGUAGUAAUCCUAUCGGAAAAUGGGGUUCUGCUGUUGCCAGUGUAGCUUCUUCCGUCGUCGCAUCUGCUACCUCUGGUAUUGCUUACCAAGCUUCUUCAGUAGCUGUUGGUGCUUCCUCAGCUGUUUCUUCAGUUGUAGCUGGUGCUUCAUCAGUCGCUGCUUCGGUAUCCAAUGUCGCAUCAUCUGUCCUAGGAGUUGCCACAUCAGCAGCAAGUAUUUCCAUCCCAAGCAUAUCUCUCCCCCUCUACCAAACACCAACUUCCGCCUCAUCCCAACAUUCUCAAAGCCACACCCGCAGCGGCGCUUCCACAAAGGUCGCAGCUGCAUCAUCAGCUGCCAGCGAAGUCGUAUCUUCCAGCGUCAUCACAUCCGGAGGUCAAGUCUUCACAUCCAUCGUCACCGUCCACGCUUCCACACUCAUCUACAAAACCGUCUCAGUUACCGCAGGACAAGCUCUUCCCACCGGCUCUAGCGUCUCUUCUAGCACUCCGGCUACUAUCUCCGGAUACUCAUAUGCUGGUUGUUAUGCAGAUCAAGAAACAAACCGCGCGCUUUCUGGCGUCACAUUUGCAGAUGUGGGUAAAGCUGCUGUGUCCAACUCAGCGUGUGUGGCAUACUGUGAAGAAAAGGGAUAUAGUGUUGCGGGAACAGAAUAUGGAGGACAGUGUUUCUGUGGACAAAGCUUACCAAGCCAGACAGUCGAUGCAAGUAAGUGUGCCAUGGCGUGCGAGGGAGAUGCAAAUGAGAUUUGUGGGGGUUCGUUGGCGUUGAGUGUUUAUUCUAAGAGUGGCGCGAGCAAGAGAAAAUCGAGACAUGUGCAUAGACAUGUGCAGAGGAAUUAG